GAAGAAGAAGAAGCUAUCGAGCCGCCCUUCCUCCCCGCCAGCUUGCACCGCAGGGUCGGGCGGACAUUGACUCACAACAACCCGGAGUUAAUUUCUUCACCUGUUUGAACAUUGUCAGUGAUAAAAUGGAAAGUCCACACCGAACCGAGCAAGGUAAGCAAAAGAGAGUUAGAUUACGUGUCAUUCAUCGUGAGUUAUUGGGUUUUCUAUUGGAUUGUGUGCGCACGAUUUCGAAUAUGGCGUACCCCGCUCUGAGAUGGCGGUGGCUUUGUGCAACGUUACUGCUCCCGCGAGCUGGUAGUUACCGGUAAGGGUUUCAAGUCGGCUAAAAUAUGAAUCAAUAAGAUCAAUGACUUGUUUAAAACUGAUGUCCUCCACAACAUUAGGACUUUUAUUGCUGCAGCAGUGUUGUUAUCGUUAUCGUUAGUCAGCAACUCGUAAAAAGCACCGCAACGGCUGGCAGGUGGUGCAUUCAGGGACAUUGAACAAAAAUACAAGACAUCAAGCAAACCGGUGGCAGAUUGUUAUCGAUUUACGAUGCAACAUUUUAGUAAUAAUUUGAAAACCUCUGCAAUGUUUCCUUAACUUGAGUUAGAGCAGAAAGCAACGAUUAUCGAAGCCAUGUUUGAAACUUUUAUAGUCGCUGAAUCGUGGGUUCUGAUAUUUCCUACACUUUGGGUCGCCAAUGAAGGCAACUAAUGUUAGUAUUGAGAUUGGUGUACAGCAGGUUAACUGAACAGAGACCCUGAAGGUACAGAUAUAUGUCAGUGCUCCUGUGUUUAUCUGUGGGAUAUUUUAGUGUAAAAAGAGACAAUAAUUCAGUGUUUCUUAAAUGAAAUAAAGUACUACUGUGAAUAAACUUGUGAAGCACCUAAACUCAAUCAGAGUUAGACUUGAGUUACAGUCUAAGUUCUGACAGUAUUGAGAUUGGUGUACAGCAGGUUAACUGAACAGAGACCCUAAAGAUAUGGGUUUAUGUCAGUGCUCCUGUGUUAUCUGUGGAAUAUUUUAGUGUACAAAGAGACAAUAAUUGAGUGUUUCCUAAAUGGUGUUAAACUCUGGAACAGCCUGGAUAUCACUUUAAAAAUGUCUAAUAACAUAAAAGUAUUUAAAUAAAACUAUAGAGAAGUAUUAACAGAUUCAUAUAAGUAAAUUGACAAAAAAAUAUGGUUUUAUACUAGAUAUACUUGAUUGCAUAAAAGUAAUAUUGAUUCUGAAUAUUAUAACACUGAUCAUUAUUAUAAUAUGCAAGUAACUAUAAUAAGUAACCUAUUGGGUGUUGAUCAGGUAUUUUUGUGAAUAAAUGUAUCUGUUUAUACAGAUCUUUGUAGUUUAUACAAAUUGAUUUUUUUUUUCUUUUUUUUAAAUCUCUAUUUUUUAAGGAAGGGGCAGGACUAGAUAAGCUUUUUGCUUCAUUCUGUUCCUUCGCAAACUGUUUAUUUUGGACACACAUAUGUUGUGUUAAUUUAUCUUUGACAUGUACAGUUGUUUGGGGUACAUAUCUAUUAUUUUGUUUGGUGUUUUUGUUUCUAGUUGUUUUUUUGUUGUUCUUAAAGUUUGAGAUAAAUAAAGAAGAAAAGAAAGAAAUUACUGCUGUGAAUAAACUUGUGAAGCACCUAAACUCAAUGAGUCAGACUUGAGUUACAGUCUAAGUUUUGACAUUGUCAAACGUUUUCCAGAGUUGCCGCUCCUGCUGCCCUCUCUUCGCCUCUUCAUACCCCCCCUGCGCCUGGUGUCUGCAGCCAUGUGGCAGGUGGUCCAAAGGGGGAGCGUUCAAGACUACGGGAUGGUGGAGGAGUUCAUCACCACUGUAUCAGAAAUAGUACCUGAGCUCUUGAACGCAGACCAGAAAGCUCAACUCCUCCUGGGCCUCAGAGCACGGGUAAGGCUGCGCUUUUAUUCCCCGUGUCAAUGAGUACACACGGCAGAUUGGUUUAUCUUUCGCAGAUGUUAAGCUGUCAGAACCAAAUGUUUGAAACCUAUUGUUUUGUCGUCAAGCAGGAAAUGAGUGUAAUCAUACCCGCAUUAUCUAAAUACACACAGCAUCUAAACAUCAUAAAGCUAAAUCCCUGCCUGACAGAUGGUGAAUUUGCAGCUGAUGAAGAGGUUUAAUGUUCCUUUGAAGGGAAAUGUCAGCAGCACCUGGAAGGCAGUGUGCAGACUCAUUUUCAUUUCCCAGCACUGGUUCCUGUGAGGCUGCUGUUAAUGAACAACAUUUCCAGGUGCUGUCAUGUCAGUUCUCCUUACCCCGGGGGGGGGAUCUGUUUGUUUGCAGGUGGUUCUUGAAUUGUGUCAGGCCGAGGCGAUAACAGACACAGAAACCAUUGAUAUGCACCUGGAGCGGAUCAGGACCCUUAUUUCCACUUGGGCGGCACAGGUUAGUUCCUUCAGAUGGCAUAUGUUGGUCAGCAGUGGUGUAGUCAGGCUGUAAAUCAGAUUCCAUCUUAUUUGGAGUUUUAACUACAUGUUUGUAUAUUUUUCAAGCCUUGUUUUGCAGAAGUUGAGUUCCCUGAAUCAAACUUUGUGGAUCAAAUCGAGCUGCUAUUGAAAGACCCUGAGGAGAAGGAGAAGUUUUUCCAGGUUGGUGUCUCAUGAUGUUCAAAGGGUGACUUCAGUAAUGAAAGAGGCAUUUGUAACAACAACUGAGUAAGUCAUUGGAAUUUGCUCCUAGUGUGUAAAAUGACCUUUUCUGUGUUCCAGGACGUUUUUCCUACAGAUUUUGGGCCCGACUAUGACAGCGCUCUGCAGGUACUGAUGCUGGAUUUCCUCUCCAGGCUGGAGAAGCUUCUUCCAGUGCCGGACAUUCAGCAGGUACUAAAACCAGUGUGAGAAAUAAAACCAUGUUUUUUAUCAGUAAGGAGAAAUUCAUUUUACUUGUAAACAAAACAACAAAGCUGGCCUAUCAGAAGCGUAUUUGAGUUGCAUCUUUUAUUGGUCAAAACUCAAACUUUUUACUCAGUCACAUGGGUCAACUUAAAUAUCCAAGUAACGUUAGCCCUUGUACUUAGACAGACCACCUGACAACAAAAAUUGAUAUUUAUAUACUGGUUGCAAACAGCCCUGUGAGAAAUUCAUAGUAAAGUUCUUAAAAAGUUAAUAGAAUGAAAAAAUUCAUGGAGAAGUUCAGAAAUUACAUCCAAAAAGAAGAACUCAACACACCCUCAUUUAAACCAUUCCUUUUUUAAAAUAAAUAUCCUGCCUUUUAAAAGAACCGAAAUAGAGAAUCGAUAGGAAUCGAAAUCGGAAUCGUUCAAAAUCAAAUGAUAUCCAACCCUGGUCACAUCUUUGGCUCCUCAUUUGUUUCCUUGUAUUUUUUCUGCAGACUGCCUCCAUGCUCAGCGCUGUCCCAUCAGCACUGGAGGAGUGUGUGCACUCUGUUCCUGACCCACGUCACUUGAAAACUGUGCUCAUGCACCACACAACUCUGGGACAUUUUGAUUUAUGUGGUGAGUCACGUUUUCUAAAUCAGUUUUAGUUCAUCCAAGAGGUCAGAUAGUCAAGAAACUGAGUUUCUCCGAAUUCAGCUUUGACUUUUUGGGGAUCAAGGAACCUUUUCAGCCCGGUAUCUGAUUGAAUCUUUGAUAGUCUCAGUAAGCUAAUGGAACAAAUGUCAUAGAGAUAAGUUGCUCAGGGCUUUUUUUAGGGUUGGUCAGUAGCUCCAAAGUAAAGCAAAACAUUGCAGAUUACACAAUGGGUCCUCUAGUCUCAACUGAAAAGCACCUUUUAUGCUCAGACAAGGAAACGGAUCCUAAUUUUAGUCGCUGUGUGACUUGUUUCACAUUGUGUCCUGAAAUGAAGCUGCUCUGACGAAAUUCCCAGAAAACAGAUCUGAGUCACUGGAGAGUCAAACAGAGUGAUUAUGUGACUGAAUUGAUUUAAGACCCCAAUUCCAACAAAAAAUGUAAAAAUGUGGAUAAAAAUACUGCAAAGACAACAUAACAAAUGGUUAAAGUAAAUGAUUUAGGGGUUUUGUGACAAAUGUGCGCUCACUCAAAUAUGAUAUGUUUCAAAACAGUCAGCACGGGGCAUGUGUACCGUUGUGUUGCAUCACCUCUUCUUUCAACAUUUUGUAAACAUUUGAACACCAAGAAAAAGAGUUUAUGGAAGUUUAGAAAGUGAAAAGUCGUCCCAUUUCUGCCUGAUAAAGAAUUUCAGUGGGUGAAAAGUCGGAAAUAUUUGCUAAGAUACACAAAAAGUAAAAGACGCUGUUUGGGUGGCAGAAAAUGUUGUGGGCUCAGAUGCAGAGACGUUUUUGGCAUUUCUGGAUCAUAUUAAACUUUCAUUCUUGGAUGCGGUGAUGAACGGUUUUCAUUGACAUUGGUUUCUAGGAGUGAUUUUAAGCCCAUGCAGUGACUUCUACUACAGAGUUAUGUCUGUUUUAAGUGAUAUGAGGGCCUGUAGUUGAUGUCCAUCCAGAAUUGUUUUUUGGCUUCUUUCUUUUGCACAGAGAUAAAAGUCUUCCGAUCUUUAUUUCUCUGAAACUCAGCCUCUUUUGAGAGCUUUUUAAUUUCCACUCAUGUUGUUCACAGGUAUAUUGACUUGUUUAAUUCAGAUGCAUCAAAGUUAGUUGUUUUCUUUGCACUGUUUUCAAUCUUAUAUUUGAUUUAAAUAAGCUCCAAAUCAGCACUUUCCAUUUUUAUUGACAUUCUUAGAGGUAUCCUAACUUUUGUUUUAGGAGUUGGGUUGUGGUUAACUUGGUUCUCAUCCUCUCCACAGACGAAUCUCAGUCCAUUCCCUCCUCCUUCGGGAACUGCAUCCUCUCCUCGCUCUCCCUCCCUCAGCUGGAGAAAGUCGUCAUCCAUUCGGAUCAGCUCCAGCUGCAGCCUUCGUCAGACUGCGUGACUGUCCAGGUGGAGGGCGAGACUGUGACUCUGUUGGACUACAUUCAAAUCGAGCAGCCGCCAGGUCUGAUGGAGCCGGAUGACCAGGAAGGAAACGACAUCCUCCAAGUGGAAAACCCCGAAGAUGACGUCAGUGAGGCCCUGAAGCCGGCGGCUUUUCAACCGCUGAAACAAAGCAAACGGAUCCAGUCAAAGAGAAAAGCUUUGAUUGAAGAGACGGACUCGGUGAUGGACUCAGCGAUGGAAAAGAGGCAGAGAAAGAAAUAUCCGAACAACAAGACGUGUCCUGUGUGCGAUAAGAGCUUCCUGAGGGCUGCAGCCAUGAGGCGACACUUGGAAACUCAUUCAGCCAAUCGGGAUCUGAAGUAUAAGUGUGCCAACUGUGAUAAGAGAUUCAGGGAUCAUUACGACAUGAACCGACACAACAUGAGAGUCCACGAGAAGGAGGAGAGUGUAAGCGCCAAAGAGGAGGACUCCAUCGAUCCGAGCACUUCUGACGGGUUCGAAAACAAGAACUGUGGUCUGUGUGGGAAGUAUUUCGCCCGUCAAGUGGACAUGGAGCGCCACAUGAAGUCCCACUCAGAGGACCGCCCGUACAGCUGCUGCUUCUGUGAGAAGAAAUUUAAGAACCCCUACGUUCUGAAGAGGCACCAGAGGGAGAUUUGUAAGAGCAGAGAGCUCAAAAAACCGAAGAAGAAAGAGGCGCAGCGCUUGAACCCACAGCCUCCAUCAGAGGGAGCAGCUGAGGGGAAAAUCUGUCCAAUCUGCAGCAGGGUCCUACCGUGCACCGCUGACAUCGCAAAGCAUCUGCGAUCUCACACAGAGGAGCGUCCUUUUAUUUGCAUCACUUGUGAGAAAGGCUUCAAGUACAAGGACACGUUAAAGAAGCACCAGAUCAUUCACGGUCACGAGGGGAUACGAGAGGAACAGAGCAAGACUUUGGAGCAGAUCCUCGCUGAAGCUGAAACUCAGAAUUUAGGUGAUACAGAUGAGCUUGGUAAGAAGGAAAACAAUCCCGGUGCAGCUGCAGGAACUUCGAAGCAGACUUCAGAGGUGCACAAAGUCGGUAAAAAGCCCCUCAAAGUGUGUCCCGUCUGCGCCAGAGCGUUCGACAGCGUCAAAACUCUCAACAGGCACAUCCAGUGUCACACAGAGGAGCGGCCGUAUCACUGCGUCCACUGCAAGAAGCGUUUCAAACACAUGCACGGGCUGAAGAGACAUCAGAUCUACGCCAUCUGUCACAGGAAAAUCGCAAGAUUCACAUGGAAAAAGGAGCUGAGAGCCGGGCCGAGCCAAACGGAAGCGCCCGCCGACAUGCAGCAAACGUCGGCGUUGAAAAUCCCCGUGUGGUGCUCAAACUGCGGGAAACACUUUGAGUAUCUGUCUGCGUUAAAGGAGCAUCAGGAGAACAUCUGCAAAGUGGACUUGAGGGAAGUUAUGAAAUGUAACGACUGCAACAAAGAGUUCAAGAGCAUGACGAUGCUCAAAGUGCACCAGAGGAUCCACGAUCCGCUCUACUGUAAAGAGUGCGGGAAGAUCCUCGCCAAUGAGCCCGCCUUCGAGAGGCACAAGCUCAUGCACCGGCCGAUGCAGUGCACAAUGUGCGAGAAGUCUUUCACUCUGCUGAGACGCUUGAGGGAACAUUAUGAGAAGCUGCACAACUUUACAGGACCAUAUCCCUGUCCGCAAUGUGACAAAUCCUUCAUCUCUCUGUCCUACCUCGCCAUCCACCAAAGAAUCCACAAAGGAGAGUUUCCUUUCAUGUGUCAUCUGUGUCCUGAGAAGUUCAGGUCCUCCAACUGUCUCACGGUUCAUCUGAGGAAACACACCGGAGAGAAACCCUUCCUGUGCUGGCAGUGCGGGAAGAGUUACCGCUCUGCCUCGGAGCUCACCGUGCACAUGGGGACCCACUCCGAGGAGAAACCGUGGGCCUGCACGCAGUGUGACCAGGCGUACCGCACGAAACUGCAGCUCACCAACCAUGUGGAGCAAAUCCACAUCGGGGUCCGGUACCCCUGCAACAGCUGCGGGAAGCAGUUCAUGAAGGAGACAUCGCUGAAGAGGCACGAGCUCAUCCACUCGGGCGAGAGACCAUACCAGUGCACCGAGUGCGGGAAGACCUUCCUGACCGCCAACGAGCUCCGCCUCCAUAACCGCUACCACACCGGGGAGCGGCCGUACAAGUGCGAGGUGUGCGGGAAAGCCUUCAUCCAGUCGGGGUACUUGAAGUCGCACAUGCGCAUCCACACGGGAGAGAAACCAUUUAAAUGCGGCGUGUGCGACAAAGGCUUCAGGCUGUCGUAUCACAUGAAGAAACACCAGCGGACUCACAGCGGGAAGCCAAAGAGCUACAUGUGCGAGGAGUGCGGGCUGGCCUUCCUCCAUAAAAAGUCUCUGUGGGAACAUUCGCUCACACACGACGUGAAAAUGGAGGAAGCGUUCGAUCAAGAAGUCAGAAUAGAGUUUCAGUAGAAAUCUUUGUUUUUCAUUCAUUUAAGAUCUGAGCUGGAAUCAAAGUCACAGAAUCAUUUCUUUAUCAUGACUGCUCUUUAUUGUUUCACUGUGACCAUCUCAGAGUCUAAGGUCUUAAUUCAGGUAACCUGUAAAGCAGAUGGAUAAUCUAUGAAGCAUGUAAAUAAAAAAAAGCCAGAUGAACUUUCAACUUAAACGGCUUUUUGAAAUAAAUCUAUCUUAAAUAUAUA
Xyrichtys novacula (pearly razorfish) is the source of this 7543-nucleotide messenger RNA. NCBI's taxonomy places the organism in Eukaryota, Metazoa, Chordata, Actinopteri, Labriformes, Labridae. The record is from the annotation of a GenBank genome assembly.